Molecule: messenger RNA, 1413 nt
Organism: Pyrus x bretschneideri (Chinese white pear)
Lineage: Eukaryota; Viridiplantae; Streptophyta; Magnoliopsida; Rosales; Rosaceae
Product: stearoyl-[acyl-carrier-protein] 9-desaturase, chloroplastic-like
Exons: 3
Coding region: 14-1192 (392 amino acids)
Biological process (GO): fatty acid biosynthetic process; defense response
Cellular component (GO): chloroplast stroma
Molecular function (GO): stearoyl-[ACP] desaturase activity; stearoyl-CoA 9-desaturase activity
Source: RefSeq, a predicted model, not a curated record
UCCCAAGUGCGCCAUGGCCUCAUCCAGUGCUAGUACAACUGUCGGCCGAGCAGCUUCCAAAGAAAGAGAGCUCAGGAUUGAUGAGAUUAACAUUAGUAAUGGGAAUUAUGUACACAAUUACAAGAAGGCUUUCAUGCCUCAGCGGGAGUUGCGUUAUCAAGAAAUUACACAUUCUAUGCCAAGUCAAAAGAUUGAGAUAUUCAAAUACCUAGAGGACUGGGCUGAGCACAACAUUUUGAUUCACUUGAAACCAGUUGACAAGUGUUGGCAGCCUCAAGAUUUUCUUCCUGACUCUCGAACUACUGGCAAUACGGAUGGAUUUCUUGAGCAAGUCAAGGAACUGAGGGAGAGGGCAAAUGAGAUUCCAGAUGAUUACUUUGUUGUUUUGGUCGGAAACAUGAUCACUGAAGACGCCCUUCCGACUUACCAAACGAUGCUUAAUGCAUUGGAUGGAGUUCAAGAUGAAACAGGUUCAAGUCCAAUUUCUUGGGCAGUUUGGAACAGGGCAUGGACUGCUGAAGAGAACAGGCAUGGGGACCUUCUCAAUAAGUAUCUCUAUCUCACUGGACGAGUCGACAUGUCCCAAAUUGAGAGGACCAUUCAGUAUCUGAUUACUUAUGGAAUGGAUCCCGGGGGUGAGAACAACCCUUACUUGGCCUUCAUAUACACUUCAUUCCAGGAAAGGGCUACCGCUAUCUCUCAUGGGAACACUGCCAAACUUGCCAAGGAGCAUGGGGACUUGAAGUUGGCGCAAAUAUGUGGUACAAUAGCCUCCGAUGAGAAGCGCCAUGAAGCAGCCUACACAAAGAUAGUGGCAAAGCUGUUUGAGUUGGAUCCUGAUUUUACAGUCAUUUCUUUAGCUCACAUGAUGAAGAAGCAAAUCACUAUGCCCGCUCACUUGAUGUAUGAUGGUCGUGAUCACCACCUUUUCCACCACUUUUCCAGUGUUGCGCAGCGCCUUGGAGUAUAUACCACCAAUGACUAUGCCGAUAUACUGGAGUUGUUGCUCUCCGUGUGGAAGGUUGAUUCCCUAACCGGACUUUCACCCGAGGGCCGAAAGGCUCAGGAUUAUGUUUGUGGGUUGGCCCCAAGAAUAAGAAAACUGGAGGAAAGAGUUCAAUUAAGGGACAAGCGACCACUCACCUCCGUACCUAUCAGUUGGAUCUUUGGUAGACAAGUGAGGAUCAUCUGACAAGCUAUAUAUAUGUGUGGUUUUUUAAUUAUUAGUACAACACAUAUCUUGGGGAAUAUGAUCCAUCUGUGAUAACAUAUGGACAAGAUUCUAUAAAUAAUUUGAUUCCUAAACUGAGAGUUAGUGCGUCAAGACUUUUGUCACUCUCCUAUAGUCAUGUUCUUGAUCCAGAAGUUAUUCUUAUAUUUCAAAAUAGUGAAAGGUAUCCGUUGGGGCUGAAA